Pterocles gutturalis (yellow-throated sandgrouse) is the source of this 1026-nucleotide messenger RNA. RefSeq names its product importin-11-like. The annotation marks the transcript as partial. NCBI's taxonomy places the organism in Eukaryota, Metazoa, Chordata, Aves, Pterocliformes, Pteroclidae. The transcript is spliced from 10 exons. Gene Ontology annotation, biological process: protein import into nucleus. The record is from RefSeq and is a predicted model, not a curated record. Gene Ontology annotation, cellular component: cytosol; nuclear envelope.
GGACUGGGAGCAGACAGCAAAAAUCUUUAUCCUUUUCUGCUUCCAGUUAUUCAGCUAAGUACAGAUGUUUCUCAGCCUCCACAUGUCUAUCUUCUGGAAGAUGGUUUAGAGUUGUGGUUAGUGACAUUGGAGAAUAGUCCAUGUCUUACACCUGAGCUCCUGACAAUAUUUCAGAACAUGUCUGCACUUCUUGAGCUGAGUUCAGAAUACCUCAAGAAUUGCUUUAAGAUCAUCAAUGCUUAUAUUUUCUUAUCAUCAUCAGAAUUUUUACAGAUGUAUGCUGCUGACUUAUGCCAGUCAUUUUGUGAACUUCUGAAGGACAUAACUACUGAAGGUCAAGUUCAGGUUUUAAAGGUGGUGGAAAAUGUCCUAAAAGUAAACCCUGUUUUGGGUCCUCAAAUGUUUCGAACCCUUCUGCCAUCAGUAUUCAGGGGGAUUAUAGAUGGGGAGAGGUACCCGGUGGUGAUGUCUACUUAUCUGGGGAUCAUGGGUAGAGUUCUACUACAAAAUGCAAGUUUUUUUUCUUUACUUUUGAACCAGAUGGCAUGUGAGUUGGGUCAGGAGUUGGACCAAAUUCUCAGUUGCAUGAUUGAAACAUGGGUUGAUCGGAUGGAUAACAUCACUCAGCCAGAAAGAAGAAAACUUUCUGCUUUGGCAUUGCUUUCACUUCUGCCAUCACUGAAUAGUGUUAUCCAAGAUAAAUUUUGCGGUAUCAUCAACAUUUCAGUGGAAGGGCUGCAUGAUGUUAUGACUGAAGAUUCUGAAACAGGAACAUACAAAGACUGCAUGUUGAUGUCUCAUUUUGAAGAGCCCAAAGUUACAGAAGAUGAAGAACCUCCCACAGAACAAGACAAAAGGAAAAAAAUGCUGGCACUGAAGGACCCUGUACACACUGUGUCAUUGCAGCAGUUCAUCUAUGAGAAGCUAAAGGCACAGCAGGAAAGAGAACAAGGUUUUCAGGCACUUAUGGAAACCGUCGAUACAGAAAUAGUUGCACAGCUACAAGAAUUUUUACAAGGCUUCUAA